Messenger RNA from Caenorhabditis auriculariae, 5676 nucleotides. The record is from the annotation of a GenBank genome assembly. Lineage: Eukaryota; Metazoa; Nematoda; Chromadorea; Rhabditida; Rhabditidae.
AUGCACAGCUUUCGCCCGCUCAUCAUUUUCUUCCAAAAACACCCAGUCCACCAAGUUUAUUUUCGAAUCAACUUGAUUUUAAUGAUGGAGGAAUAAUUCCAGUUAUGGCAAACCUUGAUUUCUGUCCAGUUCGGGUCGAUGGUCCUCCUCACGAGCCAGCAAACUGGAAUGCCUUUUUUGGUCCGAACUGCAAACAAGGUUUCUACUUACUUAAUGCGAAACAUGGCCUUCAAAAAAAAAAGUUUCUUUCCAUCCAAAUUUUAACAUUCCACUUGAAACUGCACAAAAGUUUGAUUUUUGCAGAAAACAGACUUGAAAAUGCAUUGAAAAAGGGCGAAGAGUACGUUUUUGAAAGAGAUAACACUUAGUGUCGACCGUUUUUUGCUAGCUGAGAUAUCUGAAAUUCAAAAACUGAGACUCAUUUCCUUUUUUGAUAAAAAAAAAACAUAAUCAACGAUACAAAAAGACCGGGAAAGUUUUUAUAAGCAAGAGAAAUUUUUAAAAAAAUUCCGUUUUUUUGAGACCGAAAAUGAGCCCUUAGGUACUUUUUUUGAGGGUGAGUAGAUAGAUAUAGACACAAUUUUAUUAAAAGUUUAAUUAAUACAUAACCGAAAAAAUUACAAAAGUAAAGCAAAAGAAUGGAAAAAACAAAAAAAUUUUCGAAGCUUCAUUCAUUUUACGGCAAAGAUGCUCCAUGGAACGUCAAUUUUCCAUUUUUUUUUUCUCUUUUUUUCUUAUUUUCUCUUUUUUCAGAGCCAUUUCCUACCAACAACAUGUGUAUUCAUGAUGGAGGUGCUGAAACUUCUUUUCUGUUUCCUGGUCGUUUGGAAGAAUUGCGCUUCUUUUCCGAAGUAGGGUUUGACAGAACUUCAAACGUAAAUUUGUAUCUAUAAGUGAAAAAUUAUUUACAGAGCUUUUUCCACGUUGAAAGCCUCUGUCUGGAACAACAAAGUCGAGACUUUGAAGGUUUUUCGAAUAGAAAGUGUUAUAUUUUUAAUUGUUUUUUCCAGGUCUCGAUUCCAGCCGUUGUUUAUGCCAUUCAAAACAAUCUUUACUACAUCGCCUUGGCUAAUAUUGACGCCACGACGUACUCAGUAAGGCCACAAGCUUCAAUUUCUUCAAAAUAAUGAAUAAUCUUUAAGGUGACUUACCAAUUGAGGAUACUCACAACGGCAGUUUUGUCAGUCUGUCUCCUUCAAAAAAGGCUCUCCGUUGAGCAAUGGGGAGCGCUGAUUUUGUCGCUUUUCGGUGUUAUUUUUGUUCAGGUUUAAUUCGAGUCAUUUAUUUUCAAUUUCCGUCUUCUUCAGGUUGACCAGACAAAGUCGGUGGCGGCUUCGGUGGCUGGGAAUAAAGUUCUGGGAAUUUUGUCGACUUUUGGAAUGUGCUGGACGAGCGCUUUUGCGGGUAUCUUGUUGAGAAGAUAAAAAAGGACCUUGAGAUUAGAAUUUAGUGAAUUUUGCUCCUUCAAAAUGCUUUGCUGAAACGUUCUUUUUGACUCAAAAUUGAAUAAAUUAAAAAAUCUGAAAAGCAAGUUUUUUCCAGGCGUGUACUUUGAAAAAAUGCUGAAAGACGCUUCGGCCGACGUUUGGAUUCAAAAUAUUCGACUCUCCUUGCUCACUUUGAUUUUUGCCGCUCUGACGAUGGUUGUCAGUGAUUUUACCAAAAUUAUUGACGGUUAGUCAAUUAAAACCUCGGAAUUUAUUUAAAAUUUUCUAGACGGUUUCUUCCAAGGCUGGACUUCCAUAGUCUGGCUCGUUACCGUACUCAACUCGGUUGGUGGAAUUUGCGUGUCGAUAGUCAUGAAAUACGCGGACAACGUCAAAAAGACUUACUGCCAGUCUAUAGCUAUUGGUAAGUUUUUUAGGCAUCUAAUUUUUUUGGCUCAUAAAAUUUUUUAAUAGAGCUUUUUUCGCUUUAAUGUGCACUUAGAAAUAAUUGUUUUUGGUUUUUUUUUUUGUCAUUCACAGGGUUGAGCUUCCGAAACCAUUUAUUGCUAGGGAAAUGCCCCUCAAGGACUACUUGAAGACGUCACUAAAGUGACCACUAAAACCACCUCUAUAGAAUACACUGUUUGGCGUAUUAGUGACCACUAUAGUAGUUUUAGUAGUGCCACUCAGACCUCUAAAGAGGCCACUAAUUUUAGGCCACUUAAGUGGUCACUAAUUAAACUACUAUAGCGGCUACUGAAACGAUAAAACCCUACAGUGGCCUCUAAAAGUUUUCCCACAAUUCAAAACCCUCAUCACUCUGAACUUGUCUUCAACAAUAUAAAUUGCCAUUUUCCUCAAGUUCUUUUUUUUAAAGUUGAAAUUCCAGGCCUCACUGCUCUAAUAUCAAUCUUCCUGGGAGAAAGAACAUCUACGGCCAUGCUUUUCGAAGGAGUCACCAUGGUGAUCGUGUCCGUCUUCUUGUACGCCAUGUACCCUCCUCACGAGUACAAGAAAAUCCCGCAAACUCCUGAGAUUGACGAAGAUGAAGAGCUGGGUUUUGUAGAAAACGAAAAAGAUGUACACAAUGUAUGAAUUUUCUCUGUUAGAUUUGUCAAUGGUUAUAUGGGUACUUUAUCUGUGAUAUUUCAGUUUCAUUUACGGGUUUUUAGCAUUGGAUAAUUUAUUUUCUCAUGGAAUAAAGCCAUUUUCUCGGUUUUUUCUGUUAUUCGGAACACUGAGAAUUCAAAGAAAGAAGAAAAUCAAGUAAAAUGAAAAAGGAUUUAUUUUGGCUUGAGGGAUUACUGUAGCGGUCCUCUGCAGUUUGCACCGAAAUUUUGCACACAAAACUCGACCUCACGACACACAUUUUUUUGCUGUUUUUUUUUUUUAUGAAAUAAUUAUUAUAUUUUUGAGCCUAUUGUUUUCUAUUUUUUGUGAUAACCACGAAUAGUUUCGAAUUUCAAUGAAAGUUACUCGUACAUUAUAUAGCAAUAUAUCGUUUUUCACCUAUUUUCGAUUUAUCAGUUUUUUUUUUGUUCAAGCACGUAGUUCAAUAUUUAAGCUCCUUUUUCCAGCAUGGACGUCGAUUUGACGGCGGUUGAGGUUAUUUUUGCUCAGAAACUUGCAUGUGGUGAGCCGACGACGAGGCGUCGUGCCUUGAAAGUCCUUCACGAAUGGAUCGUCGAUCAAUCAUCUAAACGUCGUCAGUCUCCACUCCUUUUUUAGUUCCUUCAAGGAAAACUUUCAGCUUUUGAUGAGAAUGAUUUGAAAAGGUUAUGCAAAGGUCUGCAUUACGUCAUGUGGAUGCAGGACAAAAUGUUGAUGCAGGUUGUUUUUCUGGAUUUUUUUAAGUGAACGAGAAAAAAUUCAGGAAGAAUUGGCGGAUAGGAUCGCUGGACUUUUAACUGUUUUCAAAUCAGAGGAAGAGCGAGUUCUUUAUGUAAAAGCCUUCUUGGAGAGUUUGUCAGUGGAAUGGAUCCAUAUUGAUCGCUGGCGAAUGGAUAAGUUCUUGAUGGUUAUUUUAAAUUAUUUUCUAAUUUGAUAGAUUUUUUUAAAGGAAGUCCGAAGGAUGUUGAGAUCUGUAUUCGCUCAUCUUGCCUCCUUGUCUUGGAAAAAAAGAAAUACGGGAAAAGUACUGGGACGCCUUCAAACAAACGGCCAUUUCUGAUGGUUUUCAUCAGGAAUUUCGAAAAAAAAGUUCAUUUUUAUAACUUUAGAUAAUAACUUCCGGGAAUCUUUAAAGUUCCAUUUUGCUUCCUUAUUGCUUGAUGAGCUGGAUCUGGCUGGUUAGUUAAAAUUGACUCUUAUUUUAUUAAUUUUUCGAGAGUUUUCAGGCGGUUUGAAUAAAAAUCAAGUCAUGUGGUGUUUGCAGCCAUACGCCGAUCUGCUCGGCCAGCGGUCAAUCAGGUUUUUUUUCCGAAAUCAAGACUUUUUUAAGGAAAAAGUAACCCUUUAGUGACUACUUCUUCGAUUCGAUUUGCGAAGAGAUUUUUAUGACCAUUUUGCAUCAAAGAAGUGAAGUUUUCGCGGCGAUGGAACAGGGAGAAGAUCCUGCUGAACAGAGCGGCGGAAUCGAGGUUUUAAUUUUUUUUUUUAAAGGAGCAAGGAUGAAUUUUUAAAUAAGUCUCAAGACGAAGAUUCUUUCUUAGCGUUUAUUUUGAGUCUUUGAAUGCUACUGAAUCUUCAACCACCACAAAAAUUUGAAUUUUCUUUGAGUAACAAGAAGGUUUUUUUCAGUUCGACUACAAAGGCCUGAGCAAAAUGCUGUUCGAUGUUGGAAAAAAGCCGGACGUGACGUCGAAACGAAGAGCCAAGAUAUACGCCUUGGUCAAAAAGUGAGUGAUUUUUGAAAGAGUUCUUGAGUUAUAACCUUAGGAAAACUCGUAAAGAAAUUGUGCAAGUUUAAAAUUAUUCCCAUUGAUAUUCGAUUUUUUUUAGGCUCUACACGCACAAGUGUAUACUAAAACCUGAACUACCUGAAUUUUGAAAAACUGUUUUUUUUUAAUGAGAAAAAUGAUAACUUCUAAGAAAGACCAAAAACUCGAUAUUCUGACUAUUUUUCCGUUUUUCAGCCCGGUAUUAAUAUGCUUGUUGUAAAACGUGAAUUUCAAAGGUCUUGUAACUCUAGAGAAUGUUAAAAGAAGGUGCUUCAAGUUUUAUGAAAGACCAACGAAAAUUUAUUUUCUGAUUAUUUUUCUGAUCUUCGGCCAAGUGUUCAUAUGCUUGUAGUAGAACCUGAAGUGCGUGAAUUUCAAAGUUCUUAGAAAUUUGGAGAAUUUUGAAAGGCUGUGGUUAAACUUUUUAAAAAAUCGAUAUUCUCAUUAUUUUUUUCUGAUUUUUUUGGCGGAGCAUUUAAUUUUAGUGCAUAUGCUCGUAGUAAAACCUAAGCUUCGUGAAUUUUAAAAUGUCGGAAAUCUGGAAAAUGUUGUAAAGAGGUGCUUUAACUUCUAAGAAAGACCAAGAACUCGAUAUUCUGACUUUUUUUUUUCUGGUUUUUGGCCAAAUAUUAAUAUUUUAGUAGCAAAACCUAAACUGUAGGAUUCUUAAAAUUUUUAAAAUUUGGAGAAGGUUUGAAGGAGGGGCUUGAGUUUUGGAGUAGACUAAAGUAAAAAUAAAUUUUUUUAUGUAGAAGAAUGUUUCUUUACUCCAAAAUAAAAAAAAACCCCCCAUUUCUAGGUUUGACACGGCGGCUUCUGGCUCAGAUCCUCUCCUUUUCGUGCCCCCAGAACCUGCCGAAAAGCUCACCAACGCCGAUUUCGUCGAAGCCGAGAAGAGGAUUUUGAAGAUGGACGAGGAGAUCCGGAAAGAACGGGAGAAGAGCAAGAAGGCCAGAAAGUGAAUUUAUUUUCCUGGAUUCUAUAAUUUUAAUUAAAUAGAGAGUUGAGAGGAAAUAGGAGCAAAAAGAAAAUUUCUCGCCAAAAUUUUCGAUUUCUAUAACGGAUAGGUAGAGUUAUAGUGCUUGGAGGAUCAAUUAAAGUCAUAAAUUAUGUUAUUUUUAUGCUUCAUUUCAAUUUCAGCUCGUUUAAAUUGCACUACAAAACUUGAAAAAAGCCAAGUUAUACUUUUUUUUUUUAAAAGUGUCCACUUUAGGGAAGCCAAGGCCCGAGCCGCCGGUCUCUCAACGCCGAGCGAGAAAAAACCAAAAAAGACGGUUUCCGUAAAGAAAACCAAGCUUUCAAAGAAGAAAAAGUCGGUCAAAAGCCCCGGAAUCAUCAAGAAAAAGCCGAUGAAGAAACGCGCAAAAUAG